CCUUUAAUUUUCCUGAUCAAACAAACUCUAUUUUUCCGCAAAGUAAUAAUAAAGUAAGUGGCUUAUUGUUCGAUUAGCUUCUUGAAACGUGGCAUCACGAUAUUAAGCGAUUUUUUCCCUAUCUAAAGAUGUUUGAAGCGGACUCAUUACCUUUCUUGUUAUAUAUCAGCACUUUGAUCUUCGCCGAGAAAAUCAUGAUCGCCAGCACGUGUCUAAUCAGCGCAGUAAAAUUGUGGCUUAUCUUAAUACUCGUCACAUGUCUUAAAUCAAACUUCCGGCGCAGUAAAACGAAUAAUUUUUCCGGCAAUCGGAAUAUAAGCAAUUUCCUUCUGCAUAUCAUACUUUCGAUACAAAAAUCAUUAAGCAUCAAUUUUUUCAAAUAUAACGGUAAGGGUUGGUCCCAAAGGGUCCGUGAAAUGAUUUGGAUUAGUAUUUAUCAAAAAUUAUACUUACCUCUAUUUACCGCCUUAGAUUCGAAAUUAAUUAAUAACGGAAGUUUUCUCUUGUGGAACUAUAACUUUCAUAUUGUCUAUGUGGGUGGGAGAGAAAUUUGUGAUAAAAAUAAGCGAAAAUAUUAUAUAUGUUAUUAGUGAUAGGAAUAAAUUAGUUACAGAUAUUUUUUGUAAAUGUGAGAGAGCAAAGAAAUAACUUGA
Molecule: messenger RNA, 653 nt
Organism: Rhizophagus irregularis DAOM 181602=DAOM 197198
Lineage: Eukaryota; Fungi; Glomeromycota; Glomeromycetes; Glomerales; Glomeraceae
Source: RefSeq, a predicted model, not a curated record